AUGGCAACUCUGUAUAUCUAUGUGGCAGUGGCAUGUUUCAAGAAAAUAACUAAGAUAUAUGUGGAGGAGAUCUCUUUUUACACGGAUGGGAGGAAUCAAGUGCUGUGGAUUUGGCUUAUGUCUUUUAGAGAUUUUUCCUGUGUGACACGAUAUGUAGUGAGCAGGAUUGAAGCUAUUUGGAAUAUAUGUAAUGAAACAAAUCUAUAAUAAAUUCUAUCAGAUAUUGCAGUUAUUGAUCACUACUAUCUGAGCAGAAGUGAUGCUGAAGUAUCUUAAAAAUAAUUUGAUCAGAUAAAGGGAGGAGGUAAACUAUUCUAAAACUAAAUCUUCAAAGAAUUCAUCUGGAAAUUUGUUGAUCAUGACUUUUUGAAACUUUCUAAAUAUGAUGAUUGGUUAUGCUGCUUUUGUGAAUUAAAGCACUUUCCUAUCAUAUUUUUACUUGAAACCAUUGAUAGAGAUCAUGAUCAGCUGGAUAUGAAUAAAUUGGUUAAAAACACUUCUGUAGGAAGAAUGAUCUUGUAUAGUAUGCUCAUGCUUAGCUUGGCAUUUACUUAAAAUGAUAAUGAAAUAAUGGGAAUAUUAUUGAUUGACUCCCUUUUCUCUGGGUAAUCUUAUGAUUCCUAUCUACAAAGAGCACUUAAAUAUCUCUAGCAAUAUUUGAAGAAAGAUUGGGAAUUUGUGAGAAAUUCAUAUUUCAUUAAUGAUGAGAAAGUCGCAUAGCUAAUUCACUAUGUCAUUCUAGUGAUCGUUAAAAAGCAGAAUGUUAAUUUGAACAGCUCAUUAUUGAAGAUUCUUAUGACUCAAAUGAUAAGAAAAAGUACUCAAAUUUCUUUAGAAUCAUAUUCGAACAGAAAGAAUUACUAAGAAAGAGACUACAGUCAGAAUAAAAGCAGCAAAGACUAUUUAUAGAGAAUUGAAAAGUAUUAUUAGAAAUUCAAGAAUGCUUGGAACUGCUUAGCUGGACUUAUUAUUAAGGAUUUCCAGAAUGAUAAUGGAGUAGAGGUUGUUGUACCCAUAAUCAAUGAUCAGUCAAAGCUGAUCUUAUGCUGCUUGACUAAGGAUAAGAUUAAUUAACCAGGCGAGGCCACAUCUUCUUUAUAUUACUUAAAUACAUAGCAAUCAAGCAAAAUAAUUGUCUGCAGUUUUAAGAAUAGAUAAGGUAUGCAAGUGGAUUUCAACAUUGAAAUUAUUAAAAGUUCUACCAUUAAGAAACUCUUUAAGGGCAAGUACAUUAAUGAUUUGGAGGAGUAGACUUAGAACCUUAACUUCCAGUUUGUGAAUCUUGGUAACAUGUUUUCUUAGCUUGAUGCCAUCAAAUAGAUAUCUUAAGAGCCCAUAUCGUAUGAUAUUAACUAGAAUAUCAAGGAGUAAAGAAAUAUAGAGAAAAUUCAUGAGUUACUUGGACAAUUGAGAGUCACCAUGAACUUCAUCGAAAGAUCAGAUAACUAGGAUAACGAAAACUUUGGAGAGACAAUUUUGAUUAACUAUAUGAGAUUCUUAAAGAUUUCUACUGAAGAGAGUAUAUUUUAUUAUGAUUUCAAGAUUAAAAAUAUAAUAAGUCUUUAUGAGGCAAUAGAAAAAAGAGUUGAGGACAUUGAGGUCAAGAAAAUACAUUUCAAGUAUUAAGAUAAGCUAAUUGAGUAGUAGAAUAUCUAAAUUUUAAGAUUGAUACUAUAAAUUGAACUUCCUAUAAUUGAGGGGAUGAUGCAUAUUGUUGAGCACAAAGUAGAAAUAAGACAAGCGAAGUGCAUUUAUGACAGAUUUAGACAGCAUUAUUAAAAGUUGCUAGAUGAUAAGAGGGCAUAGUAGACCAAAAUUGACAGAGACAAGAUACGAAACAAUUUAGCAGUAAAAUGCUCUUAUGCAAAGCAUAUUUCCUCAAAUAUAAAAUCAUCCUACUAGGUUUAUGAAGUCUAUCAUGAAUUUUAGACUGCUUUUGUUUAUCUUUCUCAAUCCGCUAAAUCCCCAGAAAUGAAUCUAGGCUUUUACACAGACUAGACAUAUUAGCUUAGGCUCUUAAUGACAAAUAGUUGUUAUAAGAAAUAUAAAUUUUACAUCUAAUUAGUGUUUCGAAUCAUUGGAGAAGAGAUUACUUGA
Stylonychia lemnae is the source of this 2097-nucleotide messenger RNA. NCBI's taxonomy places the organism in Eukaryota, Ciliophora, Spirotrichea, Sporadotrichida, Oxytrichidae. The record is from the annotation of a GenBank genome assembly.